Messenger RNA from Drosophila elegans, 1255 nucleotides. RefSeq names its product beta-1,3-galactosyltransferase 1. Gene Ontology annotation, cellular component: membrane. The coding region runs from base 8 to 1252 and encodes 414 amino acids. The transcript is spliced from 2 exons. Gene Ontology annotation, molecular function: hexosyltransferase activity. The record is from RefSeq and is a predicted model, not a curated record. Lineage: Eukaryota; Metazoa; Arthropoda; Insecta; Diptera; Drosophilidae.
UUAUAUUAUGAUAAAUUUCAAGAGACUCCUACGGAAAUUCUGUAUCCUACUGCCAAGGAUAUGGCGACUUCACUGGUACAAAUUAAUCCUUGUUUUCAUUUGUGGACUAUUUCUCAUCCUGAAAUACAAAAAGGACAACGAUAGACAUGCUCAUGUGCCCGAUUUUGAACGCGAAAAGCCUCUGAAAGUCGGUGAUUAUCUGGAUCAGAAGGAAAACACUGCACUAAUAGUGCCCCAAGAUUUCUGCCAGAGCAAAAGCUUCCUGGUCAUAGCCGUUUGCUCUAGCCUGGAGCACUUUGCCCAUCGGCAAAUUAUUCGGGAAACCUGGGGAAAUACCAGGGAGUUUAACUAUCAAAAAUUUUACAAACUUCAUGGUCACCUUGAGGGAAUAUAUCUGCCUAUAAUGCCAAGUCGUGUAGAGCUGUACGCCGAGUAUCUGAGUGGAGUCGGUAAAUCGCUGACCGCCAAGGUGCAGGUUGUAUUCAUUGUGGGACGAGCCAAGAUCGAGUCCCAGCAGGUGAUUGAAAGGCUAACUAGAGAGGCAAAUCACUACAACGAUAUGAUUCAGGAGAACUUUGUGGACAGUUACCACAACCUUACGCUUAAAUCGGUGAUGGCUCUGAAGCACAUCAGUCGAAGUUGCUCGAGUACCGCCGCCUUCCUCCUCAAAUGCGACGAUGAUAGCUUCAUAAAUGUGCCCAAUCUGCUGCACUUUCUGCUGGGCGGUACAAUCCCUCUUUAUAGAGAUACAAUGGAAUAUCACUUUCAGAACACCUACAAAGUGAGGUCGCCAUGGAAUCGUUUCAAUGCCAGCAAAGGAGUGAUGUAUGGCCACAAGUUCUGCAACAUGUUGGUCGAGAGCGAUGUGAGGAGUCCCUGGUAUGUGCCCAAAUACAUGUUCGAGGGGUUGCAGUUCCCAAUGUAUCUUUCCGGGACCGGCUAUCUGCUCUCCAUGGACGUGGUCCUGCGGCUGUACGAGGAAUCCCUGACCACAUCGCUUGUGCAUCUGGAGGACGUCUUCGUCACUGGCAUCUGUGCAGAGAGGGCGGGAAUCCAGCGGCGCCAUCACCCACUCUUCAACUAUGUCCACUGGAAGCCACUGUGCAUCUACAAGGGAACCAUUUCACUGCAUCCGGUGCCUGGCAACCAAAUGUUGGAGGCCUGGAGUUUUGUAUCAAACUACAACAUUAAAUGUCUACCGCCAGAUAAACACGCUAUCAAAAGGCAAAUAACGAGGAAAUCACACUGUUAAAAC